AUGGUGACUCGAAAGCCAGUACCUCAAUCUACAAAUCAGUCCAACAACCAAUCCUCCUCGCCGCCAUACCCCAUUACCCCAGUAUCUUCGAAUUCACCCGCCACUUUUCGCACUGAAGAUGACUACAAAGCAAUGUUGUCUGCAAACAAUGUAGAGUCAAAUAUUUGGAACGAAGAAGAACAUUCUCACCCUGAUCCUAGCAGCCUUCCAGAUGCUUUGAAGGUUGGGUCAUCGGGAACCCCUCCUAAACCUUCUCGGGAUAUGUUAAACCCAAACCCCUCGACCACGAAUCCAUUCUUGAGGAGGCAACAAAUACAGGUUUCACGCAGUACAGUAUCUGAUGGAAAAGAAAGUAGUGCGGAUAUCUGGAAUGAGCUUACAGAGAAACCCGCACACCCCGACUACCCACCACCCCCUCCUCCUCCCCUUGUACCUCAAGUAACCCAACAACUGUCAAAUAUGGAAGUGUCUGGUCAGAAUACGAACCCGUGGCAACCCGUUGCGAAUGACAAGCAGCCAUUACAAACGUCCAAUCUUCAACGAGAAGAUUCAGGAAACGAAGCCUGGUCAAGCGCAAAUCCCCACGACGUCAUUACAUCUUCUGAUUUAUCCGAACAGUCGCAACAGCCUGUCUUGGUAGACAUUGAUGAACCGGACUCGCCGGCAUGGGACGAGGACGAUUACGAAGAAGAGGAAGAGGAAGAGACAAUACCGGCCAGCUCCAAGAAGUCGUCAUUACCUCUGCACGAAACGCAGGAGAUACUAGAAGAUAAGCAUGCAUGGGAUUCUACUCAUGGCCAAGGAUUGAAUCAAACGCAAACAAUUCCAGUUCAGCCCUCGGGGCACACUCAAUACUCGAUCCCCCCUACCGAAGGAUGGAACUUGAUUGAUCAUGAUAUUAUACCGGAUAAUGUUCAGCAAAGCGGAGUAAUUGGAGUAGAUGGCACAGAGAUUUCCAGAUUACCUUCCGAAGAGCACCCUCCAGCACUUCCACCGCGAAACUCCCAAGAACAUCCUCCUCUUCAACCUCCACGGCCAGUCGUGGACGCGACGAACCAAAGUACACCAUCGAAUUCGACGCCUGGUACAACAGCAUCCGCUCAAAGACAAAAGAAAGAGACCUACGAGAUCAAGAAAAUAUCGUGGCAUGACAUUAAUGCUCAAAAUAACCCCAGAGUUUCACCUAUCCUGGUGCAAAAUGCCAAUGGGCCUUGUCCUCUACUAGCUCUCGUGAAUGCUCUGACUUUAUCAACCCCCGCUGGUGUGGACACCGCUUUAAUUGAGACGCUUCGAUCACGCGAGCAAGUCAGUCUUGGAUUAUUGCUUGAUGCAGUUUUUGAUGAACUCAUGUCCGGGAGACGUGGAGACGCUGCACAAGAGCUUCCAGAUGUGGGCGAUCUAUAUUCCUUUCUGCUAACACUCCACACGGGAAUGAAUGUGAAUCCCCUAUUUUUUCCCACAUCGCCUACACAAUCAGCGAAUGAUCCUCGGAACUCAAUGUCACAUAUUAAUCCUACGCAACGUGACGGCGCACUCCCGGGCACAUUUGAAGAGACUCGCGAAAUGAAAUUAUACGGUACUUUCUCGGUACCGUUAAUUCAUGGCUGGCUACCUGAAGAAGAAUCGCCCGCUUAUAUGGCACUCAGGAGAUCUGCUAAAUCAUAUGAAGACGCACAAAACUUAAUGUUUCACGAAGAAGAAUUAGAAGAUAAGUUGGCUACCGAAGGCCUAAGUUUUCAGGAACAGGGCAUACUAGAGGAUAUUGCAACGAUCAAAGCCUUCUUCGUUUCCGCGGCAACUCAACUUACAGCCCAUGGCCUGGAUCUUAUAACUACAUCCCUGAGUCCAGGAGCAGUAGCCAUUUUGUUUCGAAAUGACCAUUUUUCCACAAUUUUCCGACAUCCAACAACGCUUCAACUAUUGCAGCUCGUGACAGAUUCUGGUUAUGCCGGACACGAAGAAGUUGUAUGGGAAGGCCUUAUUGAUGUCAAUGGCGAAAGGGCCGAGUUUUAUUCGGGUGACUUUCGUUUGGUUGGUGGAGCCUCCACGGCACAAGGGAAUGAGGAAGGUAAUUGGACCACAGUUACUAGCCGUAGGAACAAUAAUCAAGGUGGCUCUUCGCAUCAGACACCGUCAGAAAACCAGCGGCAGUCAGAGAAUCACGAUCAAAUUACGAAUACAGAACAAGAAGAUCACGAUCUUGCCUUAGCAAUGCAAUUACAGGAAGAAGAGGAUGAGCGUCACCGAAAUGAAACUGCUCGAAGGCGAAGAGAGUCAGAUCUAUCACAGCAGUACAUCGAGCAGCAGGGCAAUAGCAAUAAUAAUAAUAAUGGCCCUGUUGGCCAGCGCCGCGGUAGCGGGCAAGUUAGUACUAGCGGUCGUGGAGUCAAUGUUCCUGUGCGAGGCUCGACUCGUGGUCGUGCCAGUACUCAAGGCCGCCCUACAAUUCCACCUCGCAAUAACAAUAAUACCGCUGCUCCCGUUGACCCAGAAGCAGGUAUCGAUGCACCACCUCCUUCAUACGAGCAAGCUUCCACCCAACCAGCUUAUCAACCCCCAACCAAUCACCCUGCCCAUCCGAACGCAAACCCUAGCAGGAGACCAAGUGCUUCCACAACAACUUCAAAUAGUCAACCACCUCCUCCAGCUAAUGCUACGGGUCGCCGCAAUACAACCUCUUAUGGUGCUCCUGGAAGUGGUCAGACACUAAUCGAUCAAGUUCCUGGGCGCAGGAUUCCAAACCCAAACCAAGGUUUAUCAAAUACCCAACAGCAGGAGAGGUCAAAGGACUGUAUUAUUAUGUGA
Molecule: messenger RNA, 2805 nt
Organism: Sclerotinia borealis F-4128
Lineage: Eukaryota; Fungi; Ascomycota; Leotiomycetes; Helotiales; Sclerotiniaceae
Source: the annotation of a GenBank genome assembly